AUGCCUUCGCAGGGAGUGCUGCCUUCGCAAGGGGUGGUGCCUUCGCAAGGAGUGUUGCCUUCGCAAGGAGUGCUGCAUUCACAAGGAGUGCUGCCUCCGCAAGGAGUGCUGCUUUCGCAAGGAGUACUGCCUUCGCAAGGAGUACUGCCUUCGCAAGGAGUGCUGCCUUCACAAGGAGUGCUGCCUUCGCUACGAGUGCUGUCUUCGCAAGGAGGGCUGCCUUCGAGAGGAGGGCUGCCUUCGCAAGGGGUAAUGCCUUCGCAAGUAGUGCUGCCUUCUCAGGGAGUACUGCCUUUGAACGAGUGCUGCCUUCCAACGAGUGCUGCCUUCGCAAGGAGUGCUGCCUUCGCAAGGAGUGCUGCGUUCGCAAGGAGUGCUGCCUUCGCAAGGAGUGCUGCCUUUGCAAUGAGGGCUGCCUUUGCAGGGAGUGCUGCCUUCGCAAGGGGUGGUGCCUUCGCAAAGAGUGCUGCCUUCGCAAGGAGUGCUGCCUUCGCAAGGAGUGCUGCCUUCGCAAUGAGGGCUGCCUUUGCUGGGAGUGCUGCCUUCACAAGGGGUGGUGCCUUCGCAAGGAGUGCUGCCUUUGCAAGGAGUGCUGCCUUCGCAAGGAGAUAUGCCUUCGCAAGGAGUGCUGCCUUCGCUAGGAGUGCUGCCCUUCUAAGGAGAGCUACCUUCGCAAGGAGUGCUGCCUUCGCUAGGAGUGCUGCUUUCGCAAAGAGGUCUGCCUUCGCAGGGAGUGCUGCCUUUGCAGGGAGUGCUGCCUUCGCAAGGAGUGGUGCCUUCGCAAGGAGUGCUGCCUUCGCAGGGAGUGCUGCAUCCGCAAGGAGUGCUGCCUUCGCAAGGUGUGCUGCCUUCGCAAGGAGUGCUGCCUUUGCACAGAGUGCUGCCUUCACAAGGAGUGAUGCCUUCGCAAGGUGUGCUGCCUUCGCAAAGAGUGAUGCCUUCGCAAGUAGUUCUGCUUUCGCAGGUAGUACUGCCUUUGCAAGGAGUGCUGCCUUCCAAGGAGUGCUGCCUUCGCAAGGAGUGCUGCCUUCGCAGGGAGUGCUGCAUCCGCAAGGAGUGCUGCCAUCGCAAGGAGUACUGCCUUCGCAAGGAGUGCUGCAUUUGCAAGGAGCACUGCCAUCGCAAGGAGUGCUGCCUUCGCUAGGAAUUGCUGCCUUCGCAAGGAGGGCUGCCUCCGCAAAGAGGGCUGCCUUCGCAGGGAGUGCUGCCUUCGCAAGGGGUAAUGCCUUCGCAAGUAGUUCUGCUUUCGCAGGGAGUACUGCCUUUGCAAGGAGUGCUGCCUUCCAAGGAGUGCUGCCUUCGCAAGGUGUGCUCCCUUUGCAAAGAGUGCUGUCUUCGCAAGGAGUGCUGCCUUCGCAAAGAGGGCUGCCUAUGCAGGGAGUGCUGCCGUCGCAAGGAGAGCUGCCUUCACAAGGAGUGCUGCCUUCGCAAGGAGUGCUGUAUUCCAAGGAGUGCUGCCUUCGCUAG
Schistocerca cancellata (South American locust) is the source of this 1467-nucleotide messenger RNA. RefSeq lists its product as uncharacterized. The record is from RefSeq and is a predicted model, not a curated record. Bases 1 to 1467 code for a protein of 488 amino acids. The transcript has a single exon. NCBI's taxonomy places the organism in Eukaryota, Metazoa, Arthropoda, Insecta, Orthoptera, Acrididae.